This is a messenger RNA of Oldenlandia corymbosa var. corymbosa, 3558 nucleotides long. The record is from the annotation of a GenBank genome assembly. Lineage: Eukaryota; Viridiplantae; Streptophyta; Magnoliopsida; Gentianales; Rubiaceae.
AUGAGUUCAUCAGAGGCAGAGUCUGUGAUUAUUCCUGAAAUAACUGAGGGUUCAUCUAUUCAUGAGCUCAUAUCUGUGCUUCGUAGCUCUUUCCAAGAGAAAGAGUAUGAUGAGGUAGAGAGGUUGCUUAUUCUUCGGGAGACAAAGUUGCAAGCUGAACGGGAUAAUCUGAGAAGGGAUCUCCAUACGAUUAGAGAGAAAUGCGGAUUAUUAGAGAAAGAAUAUGGCGUGUCGGAGCGCAACAGGCUCUCAAUAGAACAGCGCUCAAUGAGAUAUAAGCAUGAUCGGGAUGAGUCCAGGGAGCAAUUAAUUAAGCUAAGAGGAGAUGAUAAACUUUUGAAAAUUAAGUUGGAUAAAGCAGAACGGUUGUUCAAAAUGGUGUCUGAGGAGUUGAAGAAAGUGGAAAGUGAGAAGAAGAGUGAAGUGGAUAAACUUACUGUGGAGUUGAAGAAAGUGGAAAGUGAGAAGAAAAGUGAAGUGGAUAAACUGGUUGAGGAGUUGAAGAAAUUGGAAAGUGAGAAGAAAAUUGAAGUGGAUAAACUGGCUCAGGAGCUAAAGAAGAAAAACAAUGAGAUUGAGAAGUUGAAGGAGGAGAAUAAUAUUCUCUUUGAAUUUUUGAAGAGAGAAGGGAAAAGAAUGUUCAAAUUAGAGGUUGAGGUUUUAAAGAUUUGUGGUGAUGAGGCCUCGCUGUCAAAGGGGCGUGUUUGUUAUGACGAGGUGGAUGUUGUGGUUGAAAGGAUUCGCCGAAUGAGUCGGUUAUCUGAUGCCAGUAAGGAUUUGCAAGAUGGAGCUCAUAGCAGCCUGCUCGGAAGUGAGAACACUGACUCUGGCAUUAAAAAGCAGCAGAAUGGAUCAGAUAAAAGUCAUCCGAAAAAGAUGGUUGAAAAUUUGUGUGAUGGCUGUCCAGAUGAUAGUGAGGAUUUGCGAGAUGGAGCUGACGGUAGCCUGCUCAGAUGUAAGAACACUCACUCUGGCAUUGAAAAACAGCCGGAUGGAUUGGAUAAAAAUCAUCAGAAAAUGAUUGUUGAUAAUUUGUCUAAUGGCUGUGCUGAUGUUAGUGAGGAUUUGCAAGAUGGAGCUGACGGUCAGCUCGCAAGUGAGAACACUGACUCUGACAUCAGAAAGCAGCAGGAUGGAUGCGAUGAGAAUUUUCAGAAAACGAUUGUUGAGAAUUUGGCUAAUGGCUGCGCUGAUGUUGGUGAGGAUUUGCAAGAUGGAGCUGACAGAGGCCUGCUCAGAAGUGAGAACACUAACUCUGGCUCUGAAAAGCAGCAGGAUGGAUCAGAUGAAAAUCUUCAGAAAACGACUGUUGCAAACUUGUCUAAUGGCUGUGCUGAUGUAGGAGUUUCGCCGAGGUCAGAAUCUCAUCACCUGGGUUCUCCUGUUGAAGUCUUUCCCUCUCCUAACAUCACUUGUGAUAGUGAUGAAAGUUGGGACCCAGAGUUGAAUGUUGAAACUAGGAUUCCCAGUGAGUCAGUUGCUCCAGUCACUGAAAUAACUAAUAAACUUCUGUCUCCCGUCGUCGUUAUCAGCAGUGAUAGUGAGGAUGAAAAUCUUCCAGCUCGAAAAAGAAGGAAGAUUGAUUUUGUUGGUGUGGAUAACUUCAAGGGAGCCAGUUCGAAUUAUAAUGGAGUGCAUGAUGAUAAUGAUGGCUCAAGUGGAAGUGAUCUGGAUGUUACUUGUUUCGAGUCUUACUUGGAAGAAACGUUUUUGAAAUUUAGAAGAUACAAGGAGAAGGCUUGGAAAUCUGCUGCGGACAUGCGUUCCGCUUUUGAGAAGGAUUAUGAACCUUGCAUGAAUGCCGUCUGUGCGCUUUACCGAAACAAAGUUCCUGCUGGAACUCGUUUCCAUUUUGAUGCAAUGAGUGGGAAGGCUUUAGCAGAGUAUCUAAUUGAUGGGGAUCCGGAGCAGAAGCUAAAGAAAACUAUCUUGGAAGUAGAGCAAGAAGAUCCAAAACUUCUUUCGCAAUGUAGGGAUCUGGCCAUUCGGCACUGUGACACACUCUUUUACAUGUACAGUAUGGGAAAAGAUCGUCACUUUCGUCCAGACUUCUUUAUGGAGGGUAUCCCUGUUGAGGGGAACCCCAACAAGGACGGCAACCGACCAAAAUUCAGAGAUAAGGAUUCUGAAAUGGACAUGGAUGUGCAGAUGGGUUCCUCUACAGAUACUGUGAAUGCUAAGGAGUCCUCGGUAAACAAUGGGGAACAUCGGUCGGAAUGUGCGAUUUCAGCGCCACCCAUGUCUUAUCGGGAAAGGCUCAUGGUGAUGUCAAGGGAACAGAGGAGAAUCUCCUUUUCUGAUAAACUCAAGGGUGCAUUCAACAAGGACUGGGAGCACAUGGUGGUGGUGAAGUGGAUGGGGCGUAAAACAACCUUAGAGGGAAUUAAGAAAAAAAUUAAGGACCUAUGGCAACCAACACAAGAGUACACAAUAUUGGAUUUCAAACAAGAUUUCUAUGGAGUCUUGCUGUCGAAUACGGAAGAUGAGGAAAAGGCACUGUUGGGAGGUCCGUGGUACAUUGGAGGCUCUUGCUUAGCGGUUCAGAAAUGGACACCGGGAUUUAGGCCCUCUAAGGCGAAGAUCUCAAGUAUUGCUGCUUGGAUUAGGCUCUCGGACUUACCAGUGCAGUACUAUCAUAAGGUGGCUCUGGAUUACAUCGGAAACUUUGUAGGGAGAACUAUACAAAUCGACCCAAAUACCCUCAAUGCGGAAAGGGGUCAGUUUGCUAGAAUUGCAGUGGAGUUAGACACAGAAUUGCCAUUGAUGUCCAGUAUUCAAAUUGAUGGGGAGUGGCAUGCGAUUGAAUAUGAAGGUCUCCCCAUGAUUUGCUAUAACUGUGGGAAAAUUGGGCAUACUAAUGUGGUGUACCCAGAUAAACCAGAGGGACAAACGGCAGAUAGCAACAUACAAACAGAAGCCCCAAAACAAAUGGAGGACCAACAAACUUUUAGAUCUGAGAAUCAAGGAGGAGGGUUAGGAUAUGGGCCAUGGAUGGAGGUUCAGAGAAAGCAUAGGCGGCCAACGGGAACAUCAGCUCCGAUGAACUACCAACGGCAACCGCAGGAAACCCAGAUGCCCGUUGGAGGAACGAAAUUCGAUGCCCUCAGAACGGUCACUGAGGAUGCCUUUGACAGAGGAGAGGAAAGGAUGACCUACCCUAUAGGUCCAAGGGAUACGGUUUCGACCCAACGUCUACCCAACACUCAUAAUGGUACGAAGACUAGAAGCCAACAGUGGGUUCCUAAGCCCGUUGAGCCUAUGAUUGUGCAGGAGUCAAGGGGUCCCACUAGUAUGGUGUCCAAUCCAACUCUCCCGAUUACAAAUAAGGAACCCUUUAACCCGAUCAAUGAUGGUAACUCAGAAUCUCUAAAGUUGCCUGAUGUGGGAAAGAAAAGGAGCAGGUUGGUGUUUAAUCCUAAGGAAGAUCCACCCAAUACAUCCUCUCCUUGUCCUCAGCCUGAACAGCUCAAUCAUGCAUCUUCCUCUGGCAACCCGGAUGAACCACCCGAUGAGGAGAUGCGAGAGCAGAUUGAUGGAGCCCUCCCUUCGGAGGGCUAG